GUCAGUCAAGCAACACUGAGAAACCGAAACCGCCGCCAUUAGAGCGGCGUCGCACUUGAAGCGGGCUAUGGCGGCUAUGGCAUCUGCCUGUGUAGGUACCGCCGGUACCGCUGACGUCUCAUCAGCUUCGCCUUGGAGCAUUAGUCUUGUCACGAUUCCGCGGAGCUUCAAUGAAGAGAAGAUUGAGGCCUACCGCGCGUCGAGAUUGGCGUCCAGCCGUCAAGUCGUCCGAAGCCAGAAGUUUUUUACCGAGGCCUACCUAGAGCCUUCGUCGAUUCGAGUGUACAGCUCACCCACUGGUGUCCACGCCAAAGCAAGUUGCUUCAGGAGCCAAAAGAAAGCAGCAAAGCCUUACCAGGUUUCUGUGAACCUCCUUCAGAGUGGAGUUGUGAAGGGUGCCGACUGUGAGUGUGCAGCUGGCAAAAGUGGGGCGUGCAACCACAGUCUGGCCCUCCUCAAGCUUCUCGCUUUGUUAAGAGCGAAGGACUAUGAAGAAGUUCCCCCUGCAGUAGCCUGCACUGAGUUGCCCCAGCAGUGGCGCCGUCCACGAGGGGAAGCAGUUGCCUCCACAAGCGUGCAGUCGGUCGACUGGAGAAGCGUUCGAGAGGACGGGCUGGAAACCCCUAUCACGUCCAAGUUGUAUGAUGCCCAAAGAAACGCGAUGCACUUCAGUGAUAGAAUGGCCUCGAUCCAAGCCCUUGGAGAGAGUCUCUAUUCAAGUCAAGCCUCGCCCUUUGCAAAGCGCCUCCGAAGGGCAACUGCUGCUGAUCCGGUCAAGACGAAGUUUGGCCUGGCUCCGGUUGGCAGUGUCCUGUCCUACCAGCAGGCGCUGGUGCCUUUCGGAUACGAGACUUUCAUCAGCCCGGAGGUGGGCCAUGUCCAGGAAAGAAACCAGGCGCUGCCUUGUGAGCCGACCUUCUUCGACGCCUGCAUAAACUGGAAGAUGUCUGGGCUGAGCCUUCCCGUGGAACAAGACCUGCUCCUUAAGUCUCUCCUGGUGACUUCUACGGAGGCUAGAUGUUUGGAGAGAAACACUCGACAACAGUCUAAAAGUCCGCUGUGGAAGGCAGCCCGGCAGACCCGACUCACAGCCUCCUGCUUUGGGGAUGCUGCCACACGAGAGAGCUGGACUACGAAAGGCCUCAUCAACUUGACUUCACCCAAGGAUCUCUCUCACGUCCGUGCAGUCAGGCAUGGCAUCAAGUAUGAGCCGGUCGCCGUACAGCGCUACGAAAGUUCUUUGCGAGCCCUGGGGCAUGACAUCCAGACAUUCCCCUGCGGCAUUCUUGUUCGUCCAGACUGCCCGUGGCUUGGGGCGUCUCCGGACAGGCUCGUGUGGGAUCCAGCGGAAGCGACUCCUCAUGGAGUCGUUGAGGUAAAGUGUCCCUACACCCUGAAAGAUGGAGGCCUCGACACUGCAGUCAAUUUCUACAUGGAGAAGGACGCUGCAGGCAUAUACCGCCUCAACAGGAAUCACAAGAACUACUACCAAAUCCUUGGACAGAUGGCUCUCUCUGGGCUGCUGUGGGGUGACUUUGUGGUUUAUUCCCAUCAGUUUUUGAUUGUGGAAAGAAUUUAUUUUUCUGAUAGAAACUGGUCAGAAUGCAAGGCAGCACUAGACGACUUCUACUUUUCCGUCUUGCUUCCAUACUUGUGCAAAAGUCGCGCAUAAUUGUGUAAAGCCAGUGCUUCACCUCAGAGCAACCGUGCCAUUUUGUCAUGUUAACAAGCAGUCUUUUUUUUUUUUAUAUCUUAAAGGGAUACUACAACGAAAUUUCGACGCUCAUUUUCUGGUCUAUAUCUGUUCAAAGGAGCAGUAUCACAUCGAACAUACCAAUAUCUUGUUAAAAAAGCCUCGAAAAGGAAUUUUAAAACGAUUAGCAAAGAGCACCUGGUGGAUGUCGCUAACGCCUCGCUUGUAAUGCCCGUCUAGGAACCUUGACAGCUAGUGACGGUGAGUGUCUCGCCUCCGGCCACGACGACAGAAGAGGGGUAGGAGGAACUUCCCUCUUCUCGAGAUGCCUUUUGUGUGUCGCAGAAGUCGCUAUCGUCCCCCUACAAGAUUAACCUGUCACUCAAAAUUCGUACAAAAGCAGCCGCUUCAGUGGCUGGAGCGACUAGGCCAUCCUCUCGACGUCAGCCUCUCCGUAGCUUUGCUCGUCCCAAGACGACCCAUGUCACGUGGUCUCCGCUGGGCCUUCUCCGAGCGCUUGCCAGAGUCGGCCGUUUAUAACGAAAAAUACAGCCACCAGGCUCAAAAUACAAACGCGCGAUUGUCAUUUACGGAUAUUGUGGAUCAUAUUCAACCUAUUUUUGAACACGACAGGAGUAUUCCCAAUUUCGUUGAACUAUCCCUUUAAACACAAGAGACAGAUUGAGUCAUACAUGUUCAGAUAUGUCGACUACAAAUUUGUCUCGGGCAUUAUUGGCAUUGUUUUCUUUUCAUAAUCUUUUCAUAAAACAUUUUUCUGCACUUAGAUAUGUACUUUAGUUUUUCAAUCCCAAGUCAGUCACGAGCAGUAAAUACAAACACAUCCAUUCUCAUGCUUAAAUAGUUUAAUGACAGCAGUAAUUAUCUUAUGCUCAUGCUUAAUUUAUUAUUUCUAGUACAGCUGUCAGUAACCAAGUGAACUUCUGAAUAGAUUAUCCCUAUGUGCCAUGCAGUAAAAGUUUCCUUUAUACCUCUUGCUGAACAGACACAUUAAUUAAUUCAGUUCAACCAUUUGCCUUUUGUGCGUAGAAUGAGUUACCUUCCUGAAUUCAUUGGGAUCGUUACGGACAUUGCACUGUCUCGUGAAAAGCUUCCAAAUGUUUCUAUAUACUGUGUUUCCAUGCUAGUGUAGAGUUCUUUUAUGUGCACGGAUCUGUCUUUGGGUGGUGUCACCCACACAUUUUGCGUGAAAAUGCUUUUACUGUUUAUUUUGUCCGCGAGCAUGUGCUCGAACCCCCAUCUCCCUUCCCAAUCUUCUCACUUUGGUACUACUACAGCACUAUUUUGUUCCUCGCAAUUUCUUUGCAUUUUUCUCUCAAGCGCGCUGUCAGCGUCGGUAACUACGAAGAGUGGCAAAGCGCACAGUGACAUCUCAAGCACGUUUCUACCUGCCUUUUGUAUGCCUUGUAGAACGCUCACUCUUUGACAUCUUGCAGUGCAGGUGCAUAACUUCAGCUACUGCACCAAGGUUCUUCUGGUGUGCAAAUACCUCCAUUUAAAAUGUCGCGGACAUUUCGGUUCCAGCAUAAUGCAUUCUGAAAUAAAAUAGCCAAUAGCCAAUUCCUUGAGAACUAGUGAAAAGAAAAAGAAGCAAUUAUGAAAUGAGGGAAUGCGUGUUGCAGGGAAGCAUCAAUACCAAUCG
This is a messenger RNA of Ixodes scapularis (black-legged tick), 3353 nucleotides long. RefSeq lists its product as uncharacterized. Gene Ontology annotation, molecular function: zinc ion binding. The coding region runs from base 68 to 1672 and encodes 534 amino acids. Lineage: Eukaryota; Metazoa; Arthropoda; Arachnida; Ixodida; Ixodidae. The transcript is spliced from 4 exons. The record is from RefSeq and is a predicted model, not a curated record.